AUGAUCUCGAAGGUAAUUUCUUUUUGUGCUAUUUUGACUUCAUCUUAUGCAGGAGUUAUUCAAAGAGCACGUUACCCAGAACUGUCGCCACUAAACACGUUUUACCCAGACAUACCUUUAACUUUUUUUCCCAAUUACAUAUCCUCUUUGGCCCCUUAUCAAUCCUCAUCCUUAGCGUAUCCUUCGCAAAAUGUGUAUUCGAACAUCUUACCACAACAAGUAUAUCAAUACACUUCUCCGAAUUACCCACAUGUUGUAGGAGCUCCUUUGCAAUAUUCUAGUGCUCUAGAUGAAAUAGUCUCCUUAAAUGAAGAGCCAAUCGUUUAUAUAGAACCAGUGAUACAUGCACCUUACCAACACGUAAUUCCAGACGCAAUUGUUGAAGCCCAGCCGGAAUAUGAGGAAAAGCCUAACUACCUCUUUGCGUACUCUGUGGUUGAUAGUCACACUCGUGACAAUAAGCAACACCAAGAGAGGCGGGAUGGCGAUGUCGUCCGAGGAGAAUACUCUUUACUAGAAGCUGAUGGGACUGUUCGAAGAGUUGAAUACACAGCUGAUCCUCUUAAAGGAUUUAAUGCUAUAGUAAGCAGAUCUAAACCAAAAGAACAAAUAGACGCAGAGGAGAGUAAACAGGGGGGGACAGAGCCAAAUAAAGCUUAA
Molecule: messenger RNA, 660 nt
Organism: Zerene cesonia (dogface butterfly)
Lineage: Eukaryota; Metazoa; Arthropoda; Insecta; Lepidoptera; Pieridae
Product: cuticle protein 21-like
Exons: 3
Coding region: 1-660 (219 amino acids)
Cellular component (GO): extracellular matrix
Source: RefSeq, a predicted model, not a curated record